Messenger RNA from Vigna angularis (adzuki bean), 1328 nucleotides. Its product is annotated as ras-related protein Rab7. The coding region runs from base 302 to 1093 and encodes 263 amino acids. Gene Ontology annotation, cellular component: vacuolar membrane. The record is from RefSeq and is a predicted model, not a curated record. Gene Ontology annotation, molecular function: GTPase activity; GTP binding. Lineage: Eukaryota; Viridiplantae; Streptophyta; Magnoliopsida; Fabales; Fabaceae. The transcript has 9 exons.
AUAAUUAUACUUGAAUUAUUUUUCACUUAAUUACCUUUUUAAUCUAUUUAAUUUAAUUUAGGACACCCCAUAUAUUAACUUUCCAUUAAAAAAAUUCCAUAAUUAACUUGUCGUAGUUAAAUUUUAAACAUCCACAUAAAGAGAGAUAUACCAAUAUCCUUACAAGAACAGUGCAGAAAGCGAUCGAAAAUGGCGUUUGUUUUCCCCUUUUGUGCUCGUAGUUGACCUCUAAAUCAAAUCCCUCGAUAAAGAAGCGAAGGAAGGAACAAUCGAGUGCGUUGCGCCCCCACCGUAAGCAGCUAUGUCGUUGCGCAGGCGAACCUUGCUCAAGGUCAUUGUUCUCGGCGAUAGCGGAGUGGGAAAGACCUCGUUGAUGAAUCAAUACGUGCACAAGAAGUUUAGUCAGCAAUACAAGGCUACCAUUGGUGCUGAUUUUGUCACUAAAGAGCUUCAGAUUGACGACAGACUUGUCACUCUACAAAUAUGGGAUACUGCUGGGCAAGAGAGAUUCCAAAGUCUCGGGGUUGCAUUUUAUAGAGGCGCGGAUUGCUGUGUUCUUGCGUAUGAUGUUAAUGUGAUGAAAUCUUUCGAUACCCUUGACAACUGGCAUGAGGAGUUUCUCAAACAGGCAAACCCACCCGAUCCAAGGUCAUUUCCAUUUAUUUUGCUUGGAAACAAGAUUGAUAUUGAUGGCGGGAAUAGUCGAGUGGUUUCUGAGAAGAAAGCAAAGGAUUGGUGUGCUUCAAAAGGGAAUAUUCCCUACUUUGAAACAUCCGCAAAAGAAGAUUUCAAUGUUGAUGCUGCAUUCCUGUGUAUUGCCAAGGCUGCUCUUGCCAAUGAGCACGAACAAGACAUGAAGCUUUGUACUGUUAGACCAUUUCCCGAACUACAAGGUUGGAACAGGGAUGGUAGCGGUGGUGAGAGCCAGGAUAUUUUCAAGGGAUUCCUGAGGCAGCAGUUCCAGAAAAUGAACAGAGGAGUGGAUGUGCAUGCUGAUAUGGAGAUACUGAAUAAUUUUCUGAACUCCCCUUGUUGCUGUAGUUCAAACUCUUCAAAUUCUUUUUGGUCAUUUAGUGCAUACUGUAUGCCUUGAUUGUGAGAGUAAACUGUGUACCUUGAGGUUGCCAUUUUGAUACAUUGUAUCAUUUAUUGUAGUCCUGUUUUAGGAAGGACGAGCUUCAGAGUGUUGCACUUGCAGGUAAAGCAUGUUCAGUUGAUAAACUAUAGCCUGCUAGAUGCGGCAUGAACCAUGGAAUGUUUAAAUAAUUUUUGAACUUUUUUUUCCCGUUCAUUGUCAAAUUGAGAUGUGGCAUGGACCUCCGAAUGUC